GCCGGCGGCCGCGCGCUGAUGACGCAGCGCGGCGGCCCUAGCGACGCGGUCUCCAGGGAGCGGGCGCGUAGUAAUGACGCGAGGCGCGCCGGCCCUAGCGACGCGGUCUCCAGGGAGCGGGCCCGCGGCACGGCGGCAUGGACGCGACCACCGCCCCGCACCACAUACCCCCGGAAAUGCCCCAGUACGGGGAGACGUACCACGUCUUCGAGCUGAUGCAGAACAUGCUGGAGCAACUCCUGAUCCACCAGCCCAAGGACCCCAUCCCGUUCAUGAUCAAGCACUUGCAACAGGACAACGAUAAUGUGCCGAAGAUUGUGAUAUUAGGUCCACCCGCCUCGGGGAAAACAACCAUAGCGAUGUGGCUUUGCAAACAUCUGAGCACCAAUCUUCUCACGAUGGAAAACCUGAUCGCCAGAGAAUUUUCCUCGCUGGCUGCUGUUGCCAGGAAUCAUUAUCAGAACACGAAGAAACUGUCCAGCACACUGCUUGUCAGUCUGAUUCAGGAACGCCUGAAGGAGGAGGACUACGUCAGGCGGGGUUGGAUUCUGGAUGGCAUCCCUGAAACUCGGGAGCAGGCCCUGAUGAUCCAGACCCUCGGGAUCACCCCCAGACACGUCAUUGUGCUGAGCGCUCCUGACACCGUCCUGAUUGAGAGAAACUUGGGGAAGAGAAUCGACCCUCAAACGAGAGAGAUCUAUCAUACCACCUUCGACUGGCCUUCCGAAUCUGAAAUCCAGAACCGACUGAUAGUGCCGGGAGACAUCUCAGAGAUGGAGACGGCACGGAAGCUGCUGGAGUAUCACAGGAACAUCAUCAGGAUCCUCCCUGCUUACCCCAAAAUCCUGAAAGUCAUCAACGCUGACCAGCCGUGCGUGGACGUCUUCUACCAGGCUCUGACCUACGUCCAAACCAGCCAUCGAUCUAAUGCCCCGUUCACCCCGCGGGUGCUGCUUUGCGGGCCCGUGGGCAGUGGGAAAAGUCUGCAGGCGGCCCUCCUAGCCCAGAAAUAUGGCCUCGUCAACGUCCACUGUGGGCAGCUGCUGAAAGAGGCUGUUGCUGACGAGUCAAAAUUCGGCGAGCUCAUCAAGCCCUAUUUCCAGAAGGGGACGGCAGUCCCUGACAGCAUCAUCAUGAAGGUGCUGAGCCAUCGCCUGAGCCAGCAGGACAGCAUUCAGAAGGGGUGGGUGCUGCACAGCUUCCCGAGAGACCUGGACCAGGCGCACAUGCUGAACAGCCUGGGCUUCCAGCCCAACAGGGUGUUUUUCCUGAAUGUGCCAUUGGAUUCUGUCAUUGAGCGGCUGACCCUGAGGAGAAUCGAUCCCGUCACGGGAGAGAGGUACCAUCUCAUGUACAAGCCCCCUCCGACCGUGGAAAUCCAGGCGCGCCUCCUGCAGAACCCAAAGGAUGCGGAAGAGCAAGUCAAGCUGAAGAUGGAGCUGUUCUACCGGAGCUGCUCGGAGCUGGAGGGGCUCUACGCGCACGCCAUCGCCCUCAAUGCCGACCAGGACCCGUACACGGUGUUCGAACACAUAGAGAGCGGGAUCGUCAAUCCUCUGCCCAAGAAAGUCCCCUGAUGGGCUCCGAGCAAGGGGUGUCCCGCAGGGAAAUGAGUUAAUGCCCUCCCCGGCCGCCUGGGAGCUCAGUCGAGCCAAUAAAGAGUGCUGGGUGCAGUC
Messenger RNA from Lutra lutra (Eurasian river otter), 1676 nucleotides. RefSeq names its product adenylate kinase 8 (gene AK8). Gene Ontology annotation, biological process: nucleoside triphosphate biosynthetic process. Gene Ontology annotation, cellular component: cytoplasm. The transcript has 13 exons. The record is from RefSeq and is a predicted model, not a curated record. The coding region runs from base 138 to 1577 and encodes 479 amino acids. Gene Ontology annotation, molecular function: ATP binding; AMP kinase activity; nucleoside diphosphate kinase activity. NCBI's taxonomy places the organism in Eukaryota, Metazoa, Chordata, Mammalia, Carnivora, Mustelidae.